Messenger RNA from Boeremia exigua, 896 nucleotides. RefSeq names its product casein kinase substrate phosphoprotein PP28-domain-containing protein. The transcript is spliced from 2 exons. The record is from RefSeq and is a predicted model, not a curated record. Gene Ontology annotation, cellular component: cytosol. Bases 134 to 874 code for a protein of 246 amino acids. NCBI's taxonomy places the organism in Eukaryota, Fungi, Ascomycota, Dothideomycetes, Pleosporales, Didymellaceae. Gene Ontology annotation, molecular function: RNA binding.
ACACCUGCUAGCACACGACAGCCACGCGGUCGCCAGUGCACUCUCAACACUAGCGCACACUCGACCUCACACGAGCACGAGUGAACGUACCUUAUAACACAACACCCUUUACACAGUCACACACAUCGACAUCAUGUCUUCGGCACGCGGUCGCGGUGGCAAGUUUAACAAGGCCAAGCGUGGAGGCGGCAAGCACUUCUCGAGAGAUUUGCAGCCACUGAACGCAGAAGGCGAGGUCAUGGGCAUGUGGGGCGAGCAGCCCGCAAAAGUUGACGAGGAAUCGAGCGAGGCAGAGUCUUCCGAGGAGGAGUCCAGCGAUGAGGAGGGCGGCGACAAGCCUCAGGAGGAGUUGACCCGUGAGCAGCGCCGUGAUGCUGCGAAAGCCCGCAAGCAGGCCGCGAUAGCAAAGAAGUCGCAGAAGGUCCCCGAAGCUGGCGACCUACCGACCUCAGACGAAGAGAGCAGCGAGGACGAGGCCAUGCCUGCGAACCCCAACCACACCGUCAAGGCCCGCACGCAGGCCUCAAAAGCCCCAGUCGACCCUGACGCACCACCCGCCGCCAAGGGCAAGGGCAAGCAGGACACCUCCCAGCUGUCUCGUCGCGAGCGCGAGGCUUUCGAGAAGCAGCAGGCGAAGGAGCGAUACGAGAAGCUGCACGCAGAGGGCAAGACCGACCAGGCGCGCGCCGAUCUCGAGCGUCUCAAGCUCGUCAGGGAGCGUCGUGAAGCGGAGUCUGCGCGUAAGAAGGCAGAGGCCGAGGAGCGUGCGGAGAUCGACAAGGAGAAGGCUGAGCUCAUGGCGCGCGAGGCCCGCAGGAGAGAACAGGCUAUGGGCAAGGCCAACCGCCUCGCCAAGGGCGGAAAGAAGAAGUAAACUGCUGCGAAGCGUUCGGCAU